CGUCGGUGAUUACACGAGUUUGCUUAUCACAGUACUUGUCAUUAACUAAAGAAUGGCGGAGGCUGCAUCUCAUCUCAACAUUCUAAAAGAUCUAGAAACUAAUCUCAGACUGGUAGUGGAUCAGAUCAAAGAUGGUGAAAGCGAAAGCCAGAGAUCUACCUUUAGCAGUGAAGCUUACUGGAACUAUCUUGGUGUCCUUUUCAAAACUUUGUCUUUGGAGGCCACAAAGUUUUCUGUAGCUUACUGUGAAAGCCCAUUCCCAACAAGAGAGCAAUGUGUGGCAAUGGUUGCAAGCCUAGAAAAAUCUGUUCUGGCCUUAGUGUCAGCUUUUUAUUCCCUCCCCAAAUCACAAGGGGUAAACCUAAGAAAGCAGCUGAAAUCAGCAGUGUUGGAAGUUCUGCAAAAUAUUAUAGGAUUAGUUUCCAGUCUUGCACAAGUCAAUCCUGUAGCUAGUAACAGAAGGCAGACUACAGGACAAGUAUGGGAGGUUGCAGACAAUUUUGCUUCCCUCCCUAAAAACAACUGUGAAGCAUGCCUGUUGACACUGAAACAAGCAGCCGAUUUGGUGAAAGAUGCAUUGGAUGAAGUUGAAGAGAUGGUGAAUAAUGAUGGUCAAUGUGAGGAUCUGGAUGAAAUUCUUGCAGAGGAGGGUAAUCCUAGAAGCAACAUCGACACCUGGUCUGAAGAAGACAAAGAACUUGUUGGACCCUCUAGUGGUCUAGUAAAAACUAUCCGUUCACUAUUGAAAAAAACAAGAGAGGCUAUACAGGGCCAUGGAAAGUGCGAAACAGAUGAACAAGUGGCACAGCUGGAUGACUUAUCCGAGCUGGCUGAACGGUUGAGUCCUGCUGUGGAUAAUCUUUUGUCCAGCCUUUAUCCUCCUAUAGAUCGUGUUACUGUUGGAAACAUGGCAACUGCUUUAUCAGAGACCAUUGAAAACACGCUAACAUUUUUAAGGAAUUCAUAUUUGACUUGUGAGCAAGAUUCUCAAUGGCUGGAUUUCCUGGAGAAAGCGGAGAAGCACAACCUGACAAAAGUGAAAGCAUUGCUUAGCAAAUCCUGAUCAUUAUUUGACAGCGUUGUGGAACGUGCUCAUUAUGAAGGAUUUGCAAGAAAAUUGUUUGACAUUCUGAAAGCCACCAAGACUUUUAUGAGACAUUAAUGAUUUGUGCUCUAGCAGUAGGAUUUGUAAUAAUUAUGCGAGGGCAUGGUGGAAACUACUGCUAGUGUCAAACUCAUUUACAGUGCUAGUUGGACUUCACAUCAUUUAUAGAGUCAAUCUACAUGGGAAGUUGAGUUUAUCCUGAGUGUUUAAAUACAUGACAGCAAAAUCAAGGAGUGUGCUUUGAGUCAUAGCAUGAGGGAGACUGAUGUGAAAUAAAGCUAUAAAAGAUUCCAUUUAAUGAAGUGCAUAUUUAUUUUUGCAAACAUUUACAAAAGCAUUUCAGGAAAAUGUUCCAGAAAUUUUGUGAUAACCUAUAAAGAUGAAGAAUUCAUUUAUUUACCAUUUAUUUAUAUUGCAUGAGGAACAGGUCAUAAUGACAACCGCUUACUCAACAAAUACCAAUCUAACACACAUGCUGGCAACAUCUCAUGUACAACUAUGUGUAAACCUAAAAAAAUGAAGUGCAUUAAAAAAUGUAAAGUCCUGUCCUUUCAUCCCUCCAUGAGGUGCACACCUCAUACAUGUGCACAAACACUCUCGUUUACUUUCUCUCUCCUAUAUCCUGUACACUACCCAUACAUAUUCCACAACUGAAGUAUGCAUAGACAAGCAUUCAAUUAUGCAUACAGGCAUGGAUACACGCUUGCACUACACACAGUAUCCAUGGAAUUCAAGGAGGUAAUUCAAUAUUCAGUCUUAGCUUGUGCCAUAGUGAAGUUCAGUGAGCUACUGCUUCUUAGAAACAACUGUUUCUCAGGCAGGAUGGUCUCACCUGGACAUAUCUGUACCUGAGCCCAGAAGACAAGUGAUAAAAUAAUUCAAUGAGUGCACAAAAUGCCUUGGGCAUGUAUUGUAUUUACAGAGGGUAGGUCGCAGUCAAUAGUUCUAUUAGCUACGCACACCAUAUGGUUGAGCUAUAAUAUCUGGAUAGUGCUGCUGCACCAGAUGGAGAUUGAGAAUGUUGGUAUACUCUUGAUCACUGCCUGUUAAAACUGGACUAAAUUGUCCCUUGUACGGCCAAACUUUCAGUUGACACAGACUGCAUUUGAUGGGCCUUCCUGAUGAUAUUCACAUUGUUGUCCCAGGGGAGGUAAUUCCAUAUUUGGUUCCCAGAAACUUGAAAUAGCCUGCUUCGUAGUCUCACCAUUGAUGAUAAUGGUUCCUGUGGAAGUCAACUAUCAUCUUGGUUUUAGACACAUUUGUAGCUUAUUUUCACUGCUCCAUACCUCCAGGAAGUAUGCAUGCUCAUGUGCUAUGAGACCUGCUGUAGUGUCAUCAGCGAACUUGACCAUCUGAAUUACUGGAAUAAAUUUUAGGAUCUGAAAAUGGAGUCAGUCUUCAUCUAUCUGAACUGCUUAUGCCUCACCACAUGAGCCAGUCUCCAGUCUGCCAAGACUGACCUGUUCUCUGUGCCAACAUCAGAUGAAAGUGACCUCCCUUGUCUGAAAGAGGUCUAUAACCUGGUUGUUGCGUAGGACUUCACUCCAUGAACUUUUAUAAAGAGUUUCGAUAGAAAAAUGAAGGUAUCUUUUUAUGUUGAAUUUACGCAUUAUGUGCUACAACCCUCAUGCCGUACUCUGUCAAAUGCCUUGACAAAGUUGACAGAGCUAUAGUAAGGCUAUCUCUGGUGUUGUAGGUUUUUUUCUUUCAAGAUGCUAUGAAGACCUAUUUAAUUGUGCUUUUUCCUGCUCCUGAGCAUGACUGCUUAGAUGGCGGAUUACUCUUACGGUUCUGUAGUUUUGCACUGUUUACUGUUUCCUUUCUUUGGAAGGAGUUUGGCAUUCUUUGCUCUCCCAAACCUUUGAUACAGAGUGGUUAGGGCCUUCACUGUUUCUUCCCCGCCAUACCUGAGACUCAAGUGAUGUCCCUCCCUUUAGAAUGCAUAGGCUAUCUCGGCCUCUUCCCGAAGAAUUGGGACGUCUGCACGAUCGCUAGUUGUGAUCUUGUCGCCUUGACAGGCUUUUAAAACUUCAGAGUUCUCAAUUGAUCAAACGCCUUUGCACUGGACUUUCUAGUAAAGUGCGGAACCCUAAAGGCCUUUCAUCUUGUUUGCAGAAUCUCAUUUCUAUGGCCUACAUUCUAUUUUUUAAAUGUGUUAACAAAGUUCUAGUCUCGCGUUAGUCAUUUUUAGAAUUAGCCUUAUCGUCACGCUGAGUAAAAAUUUUAUGAAUAAAAAAAAAA
Pomacea canaliculata is the source of this 3346-nucleotide messenger RNA. RefSeq names its product cyclin-D1-binding protein 1 homolog. The coding region runs from base 53 to 1063 and encodes 336 amino acids. The record is from RefSeq and is a predicted model, not a curated record. Gene Ontology annotation, biological process: regulation of cell cycle. The transcript is spliced from 10 exons. Gene Ontology annotation, cellular component: nucleus. NCBI's taxonomy places the organism in Eukaryota, Metazoa, Mollusca, Gastropoda, Architaenioglossa, Ampullariidae.